AAUCAACUGCUCCAUUUUCUGCUGGCUCUCUUAUCACACUGUUAUGAGUUGUUAUCAAUAAAAACUCCCUCUACCCCUUUUUACCAUAAAUUACCAUUAUGCCCUCCCGCCGCCUCUUGUCCCCGCCGCCGGCGUCCCACCACAUCCUGCCGCCCCUCGCCGGCGGCCUGACUGCUGCCUUCUCCUGCCUCCUCCUCCUGAUCCUCUGCUUCCGCAGGAUUAGCAAGAAGCGCACCGCCCCUUCCGCCUCCGACACCGACUCCAAGAAACCCCCUCUCCGCCUCUCCUACUCCCUCCUCCGCCGCGCCACUUCCAAUUUUUCGCCCUCCCUCCGCCUGGGGCAAGGCGGCUUCGGCUCCGUCUACCGCGCCGACUUCAAGCAGGGCUACAACUUCGCUAAAGAUUCGGGCUUUACUCUCUCCCACGGCGCCGUCAAGCUCAUGGAUUCCGGGUCUUUGCAAGGUGAGCGUGAGUUUCAGAAUGAAUUGCUUUUUUCUUCCAAGAUCGACUGUAAAUACGUUGUUUCCGUUGUGGGUUUCUCGUCGAGUCCCAAAAAGCGUCGGAUGCUUUUAGUUUAUGAGCUUAUGGAGAACGGUAGCUUGCAAGAUUGCCUUUUUCAUAAGAAGAGUGAGGAGUUGAAAAAUUGGGAUAAGAGGUUUAUGAUUGCUCUCAAUAUAGCAAAGGGGUUGGAGUAUCUGCACCACUAUUGCGAUCCGCCGAUUAUUCAUGGCGAUAUUAAGCCCAGUAAUAUUCUUUUAGAUGCUAGUUUUAAUGCUAGGAUUGGUGAUUUUGGGUUAGCGAGGUUCAAGGCUGAGGAUAAUGUUAUUGUGGAAGGUGAGGUGAAAAAGGAGGGGAGUUUGGUUGAUGAUAAUGGAUCUGUGAUGGAGGAGACGGAGAGUGUUAUCACCACGACCGGAUUCGAGGAAGGUAUCAAUGCACAUAAUCUGGUUGGUGCUGAUAGCACACCUGAAAGUGUGAUUGUUAGGGUUGAGGCUUCGCCUGAGGCCGUGUCAGUGGUUGAGAUGUCGCCGGAGAUGGAAGCAGCCCCUGUGGUGUCUCCUAGGACAGUGGCUGCAAUGGCUUCGCCUUCCGAUGGAUUGGAUAAGACUAGUGUCUCUGAGGGGAACUUUGAUAGGUUUAGCGCUGACAGCGGAGGUGAGAGGAGUAGGUGGAAGAAGAAGAAAAAGAAGAGCGUUUCAGGGAAAGAUUGGUGGUGGAAGCAAGAUACAGGGGUGGAUGUGGAAUCAGGAAAGGUUAAGGAUUAUGUGAUGGAGUGGAUUGGGAAUGAGAUCAAGAAGGAGAGGCCGAAAAGUGACUGGAUUGGUGGGGCAUCAUCGAGUUCUAAGGUUGUGGGGAAAAUGGAAAAGAAGAAGAAGAAACGUAGGCAGUUGGACUGGUGGGUCUCGUUAGAUGAUGAAAAGAAUGUGAAGAAAGAGAGGAGAAGGCCUGCAAGGGAGUGGUGGAAGGAGGAAUACUGUGAAGAGUUGGAGAGGAAGAAAAAGAAGAAGAAAAAGAAGAAACAAGCUCAAGGGUCCAUGAGUGAUGAUUGUUAUAAUGAGAAUGGGUGGCCGAGAGAUGAUGAGCGGUAUGCUGAUGGGAAGAAGAAAAGGAGCCGGAGCAGGAGUAGAAGCAGGGGUAGCAGGGGAAGCAUGGACUGGUGGUUGGAUGGAAUCAGCGGUGAGCUUUGGCGAGCAAGGAAGAACAGUUUUGAUUCUGUUAGUGGGGAGAUACCGAAGAGUGGUGGCAUUAGUAGCACGCCAAGUAUGAGAGGAACUGUUUGCUACAUUGCACCAGAGUAUGGCGGUGGUGCUGAUGUAUCUGAGAAGUGUGAUGUCUAUAGUUUUGGGGUUCUCUUAUUAGUUCUGAUUGCUGGACGUAGACCACUUCAGGUGACGGGAUCCCCAAUGUCGGAGUUCCAAAGAGCCAAUCUCCUGUCAUGGGCACGGCAUCUUGCCCGUGCUGGGAAGCUUCUUGAUUUGGUUGAUAAAAAUAUCCAGUCUUUUAAUAAAGACCAAGCCUUGCUAUGCAUCACGGUGGCCCUUCUCUGCCUGCAGAAAUCUCCUACUCGCCGGCCUUCAAUGAAAGAUGUAGUGGGGAUUCUGACUGGAGACCUAGUGUCCCCUCAGCUACCGGUUGAAUUUUCACCUUCCCCUCCUUCUCGAUACCCAUUCAAAUCUCAGAGGAAGGUCCGGUGAGUGGCAGUUUAUGAUCUCAUCCAUGAAGUUUUAAGUUGUAGAUUGUUGUUUGACUGAUUUCUGUAAAGAAAAGAAACUAUUAAAUCAUGAAUGCAUCACUAAAUUUUAACUCUUCCA
Salvia hispanica is the source of this 2312-nucleotide messenger RNA. Its product is annotated as receptor-like serine/threonine-protein kinase At4g25390. Gene Ontology annotation, molecular function: ATP binding; protein kinase activity. The record is from RefSeq and is a predicted model, not a curated record. Gene Ontology annotation, biological process: protein phosphorylation. NCBI's taxonomy places the organism in Eukaryota, Viridiplantae, Streptophyta, Magnoliopsida, Lamiales, Lamiaceae.